AUGAUACAUUCAACUAAUCAUACGCAAGAAAAUGAAGAUUAUUGGUAUGUAAAUGAAAGAUAUGAUGUUGAUUCUGGUCGACAAUAUCCGUGUGAAGAAAUUUAUUUUAUUAAAAAUACAGAGAUACCCUUAGGAACAACACGUGUUGUUCGUCGUGAGUAUUCAUCAGUACAAAUUUGGCUUACUAGUCCGCCACAUCGAAUUCAUGGUAAUGAUACAGUCAUUAUUGAAUGGCAACCGGAUCAUACAGCUGAAUGUCAAGACGCUGUAACAUGGAAACCUGAACGUUUGUACUUCAAUUCAAUGAAUUUUGAAAUACGACAAGAACUAGUUAUAACGCGUGUUAAAAAUGGAGGCAAACAGCGUCUUAUUCCAGUUCUUCAUGGAGGUGGAUACGAAACAGUUACCGCCAAUGUCUAUCCAAUUUGUAUUAAAUAG
Messenger RNA from Rotaria sp. Silwood2, 438 nucleotides. NCBI's taxonomy places the organism in Eukaryota, Metazoa, Rotifera, Eurotatoria, Philodinida, Philodinidae. The record is from the annotation of a GenBank genome assembly.